AGGCCCAAGCAAAGCAUCCAGCGGAGCCACACCACACCACCCUUGGUCCGGCACUAGCACUAGCUAUCCAGUGGAGACGAAGAUGGCGACGGCGCGGUGGCUGCAGGUUGCCGCCAUGGCGGUGGCGCUGCUGGCGGAGUGGGCGACGGCGGCGGCGCCUCGGAAGCCCGUGGACGUGCCGUUCCAGAAGAACUACGUGCCGACGUGGGCGCAGGACCACAUCCACUACAUCGACGGCGGGCGGGAGGUGCAGCUGUACCUGGACAAGUCCACCGGCACGGGCUUCCAGACGCGGGGCUCCUACCUCUUCGGCCACUUCAGCAUGCACAUGAAGCUCGUCGGCGGCGACUCCGCGGGCACCGUCACGGCCUUCUACCUGUCGUCGCAGAACUCGGAGCACGACGAGAUCGACUUCGAGUUCCUGGGCAACCGGACGGGGCAGCCCUACAUCCUGCAGACCAACGUGUUCACCGGCGGCAAGGGCGACCGCGAGCAGCGGAUCUACCUCUGGUUCGACCCCACCAAGGAGUACCACUCCUACUCCGUCCUCUGGAACCUCUACAUGAUCGCGUUCUUCGUGGACGACGUGCCGAUCCGGGUGUUCAAGAACACGAGCGCCGACCUGGGCGUGCGGUACCCGUUCAGCCAGCCGAUGAAGCUCUACUCCAGCCUGUGGAACGCCGACGACUGGGCGACCCGCGGCGGGCGCGAGAAGACGGACUGGUCCAACGCGCCCUUCGUCGCCUCCUACCGCGGCUUCCACGUCGACGGCUGCGAGGCCUCCGCGGAGGCGCGCUUCUGCGCCACCCAGGGCGCGCGCUGGUGGGACCAGCCGGAGUUCAGGGACCUCGACGCCGCGCAGUACCGCCGCCUGGCCGAGGUCAGGCGCCGCUACACCAUCUACAACUACUGCACCGAUCGCGACCGCUACGGCGCCGCCGUGCCGCCCGAGUGCGCCCGCGACCGCGACGUCUGAUGAUGAUGCGUUGGGCCGGCAAGCUGCUUGAUCGAGAGCAGCCUGUAAUGUAUGUAUGGUAUGGUAUUGUUGUGUGUCAGGUUCGUCGUCGUGGGUCUGCAGAGACACAGAGAGAGUCCGAUCCGGCGCGUACGUGUGCCCGCGUGGGCACAUGCAUACGUACAUGCUUGUGUUGUACUGUACGCUCGUAUCUCCUCACACCGAAAUGAAUUGCGAUUAAGUAUCGA
Zea mays is the source of this 1203-nucleotide messenger RNA. RefSeq lists its product as uncharacterized. NCBI's taxonomy places the organism in Eukaryota, Viridiplantae, Streptophyta, Magnoliopsida, Poales, Poaceae. Gene Ontology annotation, biological process: xyloglucan metabolic process; cell wall biogenesis. Gene Ontology annotation, cellular component: cell wall; apoplast. Gene Ontology annotation, molecular function: xyloglucan:xyloglucosyl transferase activity; hydrolase activity, hydrolyzing O-glycosyl compounds. The record is from RefSeq and is marked validated.